Ornithorhynchus anatinus (platypus) is the source of this 8097-nucleotide messenger RNA. It is a transcript of the gene NCAM2, whose product is annotated as neural cell adhesion molecule 2. Lineage: Eukaryota; Metazoa; Chordata; Mammalia; Monotremata; Ornithorhynchidae. The transcript is spliced from 18 exons. Gene Ontology annotation, biological process: cell adhesion. The coding region runs from base 120 to 2654 and encodes 844 amino acids. The record is from RefSeq and is a predicted model, not a curated record. Gene Ontology annotation, cellular component: membrane. Gene Ontology annotation, molecular function: protein binding.
GCGUCCGCCCGCCGGUCGGUCCUCUCCCGCGUCCGCCCGCCGGUCGGUCCUCUCCCGCGUCCGCCCGGGGGGCGACCGUCCCAGGGGGGUCCCCGCGGGGCCGGGCCCGGGGGCCCACCAUGACCCGCCUCCUGCGGCUCCUGCUCCUCCACCUGCUCGGCCCGCUCGCCCCCGGCGGACAAGCGCUCCUCCAAGUGACCAUCUCACUUAGCAAAGUCGAGCUCAGCGUCGGUGAAUCGAAAUUCUUCACGUGUACGGCCAUCGGGGACCCCGACAGCGUAGAGUGGUUCAAUCCACAAGGAGAGAAGAUAACGUCCACGCAGCGGGUUGUCGUGCAGAAAGAGAGCGGCAGGUCCCGGCUCACCAUCUACAACGCCAACGUAGAGGACGCGGGCAUCUAUCGCUGCCAAGCGACGGACGCUAAAGGGCAGACUCAAGAAGCUACGGUGGUCCUGGAGAUUUAUCAAAAGCUCACGUUCCAGGAGGUGGCCUCUCCUCAGGAGUUCAAGCAGGGGGAGGACGCGGAAGUGGUUUGCCGGGUGAGCAGCUCUCCCGCCCCGGCCGUCAGCUGGCUCUACCAGAACCAGGAAGUCACCGCUCUUGGCGACAGUCAGUAUUUUGACCGGUUCGCCGUGUUAGCCAACAGUAACCUCCAGAUCCUCAACGUCAACAAGAGCGACGAGGGGACGUACCGGUGCGAAGGCCGGGUGGAAGCGCGGGGAGAGAUCGACUUCCGAGACAUCGCCGUCAUCGUUAACGUUCCGCCGGCCAUUACGAUGCCCCAGAAGUCUUUUAACGCGACGGCUGACCGUGAGGAGGCGAUGACCGUAUCCUGUAGGGCUUCUGGUGCCCCCAAGCCCGAGAUCCAGUGGUAUCGGAAUGGCAAGCUUAUCGAAGAAAAUGAAAAAUACGCAUUGAAGGGAAGCAACACGGAACUCACCGUCAGGAAUAUCAUCAACAGCGACGGAGGCCUUUAUGUCUGUCGCGCCACAAACAAAGCUGGAGAAGAAGAAAGGCAGGCCUUCCUCCAAGUCUUUGUGCAGCCUCACAUAAUACGACUGAGAAACGAAACCACGUUUGAGAACGGCCAGGCCACCCUCGCCUGCGAGGCGGAGGGAGAGCCCCUUCCGGAAAUCACUUGGAAAAGAGUCGUCGACGGGAGAACCUUCUCCGAGGGAGACAAGAGUCCAGACGGCCGCAUAGAGGUCAGAGGUCAGCCCGGCAAGUCAUCGCUGCACAUCAAAGACGUGAAGUUGGCCGAUUCGGGCAGAUACGACUGCGAAGCCGCGAGCAGGAUCGGAGGACACCAGAAGAGCGUGUUCCUCGACAUCGAAUAUGCUCCCAAGUUUGUGUCCAACCAAACAAUCUAUUAUUCUUGGGAAGGAAACCUCAUCAAUAUCAGUUGUGAAGUCAAGUCCAACCCACCAGCGUCCAUCCACUGGAAACGAGAAAAAUUAGCGUUACCCGCCAAGAACAUCACCCACUUAAAGACCUACAGUACGGGAACCAAGCUGAUUUUAGAGGUCGCUCCCACGUCUGACAGCGACUUUGGGCGUUACAACUGCACCGCCACGAACCGGAUAGGGACGCGAUUCCAAGAAUACAUCCUGGCGCUGGCUGACGUGCCUUCCAGCCCCUCCGGGCUCAGAAUCACGGAGCUGUCCCAGACCACGGCCAAGGUGUCCUUCACCAAACCCGACUCGCACGGCGGGGUCCCCAUCCACCACUACCAAGUGGACGUCAAGGAAGUGGCUGCCGAGACGUGGAAGGUGGAGCGCUCUCAAGGAGUUCAGACGGUGGUCCGCUUGUCCGAACUGAAGCCAAACACGACUUACGAAAUCAAGGUGUCGGCGGUCAACGGGAAAGGUCAAGGAGGCUCCAGCAAGAUCGAGCUCUUUCAGACGCUGCCAGUCCGUGAGCCGAGCCCACCCUCUAUCCACGGCCAGCCCAGCAGCGGGAAGACCUUCAAGCUCAGCAUCACCAAGCAAGACGACGGGGGAGCCCCUAUCCUGGAAUACAUCGUCAAGUACCGCAGCAAAGACAAGGAGGACCAGUGGCUGGAGAAGAAGGUGCAGGGCACUAGGGACCACAUCAUCCUGGAGCAUCUUCAGUGGACCAUGGGAUACGAAGUGCAGAUCUCCGCGGCCAACCGGCUGGGCUUCUCGGAGCCCACGCUCUACGAGUUCAGCAUGCCGCCCAAGCCCAGCAUCAUCAAAGACACCCUUUUCAACGGGCUCGGCCUCGGGGCGGUGAUCGGGCUGGGGGUCGCCGCCCUCCUCCUGGUCCUGGUGGUGACCGACGUCAGCUGCUUCUUCGUCCGGCAGUGCGGGCUGCUCAUGUGCAUCACCAAGACCAUCUGCGGGAAGAAGAGCGGAUCCAGCGGGAAGAGUAAAGAGCUCGAGGAGGGCAAGGCCGCCUACUUGAAAGACGGAUCGAAAGAGCCCAUCGUGGAGAUGAGAACGGAGGAUGAAAGGAUCACCAACCAUGAAGACGGGAGCCCGGUCAACGAACCCAACGAGACCACGCCCCUGACAGAGCCUGAAAAAUUGCCACUCAAGGAAGAGAACGGAAAAGAAGCUUUAAACCCAGAAACUAUAGAGAUCAAAGUUUCCAACGAUAUCAUCCAGUCAAAAGAAGGCGAUAGCAAGGCAUAAUCGGAAAGCCGUGGCCGCCCGGCCAACGAUGAUUUGGAUCGGAGUGACCCCCGUGACCAAAACUCUAGAGCUGACCUUAAUAUCUUGGGCGACUUUAAGCUUGGAAUAGUUAGCCCCAAAUGUACAUACGCUCACACCACUCCCAACCCCGUUCGGAUUUCUGUUGGUUUCGUUCAUGGUUUCGGUCUGUAGUCCCGGUUGCCGCCCUCCCCCUCCCUCCCCGGCCCCGAUACCCCUGGGGUCGGUUGGACGGCUCCCUAGAAGGAACGUGGCAUCUCUGGCGAAGGCCCCUCUUAUCCGAGGAACACGAUUCAGGCCGCCGUCCCUCCCCCCACCCCAGUACGUCCCCCACCCGACUCUCUUCCCUCGCCAGUGGAGGGAAACUUGUCGGCACGAGGCAGACCCGGGAGAGAGAGCCCUGCGCUCGCUUGGAGUCCGGUACUUUCCGUCGCCUCUUAUGGGAAAAACGAGGAAACGCGGUCUGGUGCUAGCGAGACGAUCGAGAGGCGUAGUCCUGACGGUGGGAAGGUCCCGUCCCGGGGUUCGGUUCGAAUGCCGGACCCUCGAGCGGCGGGACUCUCCGGGGGUCUGGGGAGGACUUCUAAAGGGCACGGAAAUCCAAUAAGCGCGUUAAACAGUUCCAACCCGGUGACGCGGUUGGGUGAAAGAGAUUAGUCACGUUGAACAGUAUGGCUUGGAAACCCCCCUGCCCCAUUUUCUGCUGUUGAGGUGUGCCCGUUCUGUCAGGGGCCACUCGCCAACUCUUUGGUGAUCAGGGGGCGGAAGGGGUUGGGGGGGAGGGGGAGGAGAGGGUUCUGUGCUCGUCACUUUCAUCUUCACGGAUACUUAAGAGGGGAACAAACUCAACCUGGGUCGACCCUCCCCGCCCUCCAAAUCUCUGUUUUCAGAAUAACCCAAACUACCCUUCCCUCGGAACAGAGGGCUCGUCCUCUGGGUGUCCCCUUCAAAUGCGGAGAGUUUAAGACCGCGCUCCGUCACCUGACGGGAACUGAGGUCUACUAAGGCCCCCCCCUUAGUGGCGAAAGGAAGCCAGUAUGACUAAAUUCUACGGAAAUAUCAAAAAUGAUCAAAUAUCUAAUAUAUAUAUAUAUAUUGUAGAGGGUCAGUCUAUUUUUUCUGCUAAACAUUUUUAUUGCUGAUUAUUAUUAUUCAAUCCGGUCCCAGUAGGGAAUAUAUAAACUAUAACAAAGUUCUGAUGAUCUAUUUUCCUUUAUGAGAAUUCGUCCCGAUCUGUUUCUCUUUGCUAUCCUCUUGUCACUGACCCGCUGGAGUCGUGUUCAGGCCCUAAUCCAGCAGGAAAUACGUAGACCUACCGAGCUAUGCAAACUCCCCAGGAAACAGAGUGACGGGGAACAGCACUCCUGGGUGAGGUGAGAGGAAAAGAAAUGAGGAUCGCGUACCUGUCGGGAGCAAGCGGGAGAUGGUUCUUCCCCUGUUCUCUCGAGUACCAAAGUCGUUCCUCUUCGAGCCCUCGCGUGCGUUUGAACUCGGGGGACUCCGCGAUAAAACGCUGAGAGGUUGAGGUCCAGGGCCUGCCCCCCCGAGGAGGGGUCUGGGGGUGUCGCAGCCCUCCGACCAGGGAGGAGAGGUCAGCGAGGGUCAUCGGGUACGGACCGUCCCCGUCCUCCGCCCGUCUUGGUCUGCCAUUUUGGUUCGGCUCCUCCCAGCGACGGGACGUUUCCUCAGUGGACCCCGUCUUCCCAACCGAGGGCCCACGGGUGGGGACAGAGGGAGGAAAGGGGAUCUCGAAGAGCCGGGCCCGGGAAUCGCGGACGAGGGCGCGGUCGCCUCGGCGGAGGUGGCUCCGGAUCCCGAAGGGGAGAGGAAGGCGGAGAGCCGAGACGUCUCUCCACCGUGGCUUCUUCCUGUCACGCCUGUUCUAUGACACGUCCACAUCCCCCCUCCCCCGAAAACAUAAAGCAGAAUAUCCGUGUGUUACCUAUUAACGUGAAUGUCGAGUUUCUCUCUCUUCGCUUUGAAGGACCGCGGAGCCAUUUCCUGGAGUGGUCGUAUCUGGUCACAGUUAGUAUCCUCUCCCCGCCUCACCGAACAAAUCUCCGGAUUUCCACACGGGUCAAGACGCGGGUGGGUGGGGGUUUUUGUUGUUGUUUGUUUUUUUUUUAACCUGACGUGCAUUGGAGCGGUCCAAGUCGACAUUUCCCAACGAGAUGGCUCGUAGUAAACUGUAAGAUACGUGUACGACUGAAAUAACACGGUUCCUUUAUUUUCCUUUCUUCUUCCAGACUGAAAAUACCCCGAUAUCUGUAUAAUUGUCACUUUUAUUGUCUGAGAGUAAUUAUAAGUGUUAGUAUAAAAUGUCAGAAGAGUUGACCGAAUAUAGCUACCGAUAAAAGAAUCCGAGUCACCCGUUCUUCCGGGGCACCCGUGGUGACAUUUGGUAGGGUCCCGUGUCCCAGGGCGAGGACGAUUGAAGUGCGACGACUGGGAAGGCGGGUGGGGGGGCGGGGGGGAAAACGGUGAAAUCAGACUAAUCCGUCUCUUUUCGUUUCGGAAUCCAGCGCCGUUCAGUCAGUCACCCUAUUUUGCCAUCAUUUCCAAAGGAAUUUCACAGAGCUUGUGCUUUUUUUUUUUCCUUUUUAACCUAUUUAUUAUUUUUGCGAGGGCAGCGGUGUUGAUGAAGAUGCCGAAUACGAACGCAUCUGUUUGGUUUCUAUUUCCUUCGCAAAUUUUGUACACAGAGCAAUGUGCAAAAGCCAUUUUGAUAUAGCAAAUUCCACUUGAUAACUAACCUUUGAAUUGAGUAUUUAUCUCCUGAGGGUUUUUUAAGACGAUGAUUUAAUCGACCGAUUCUUUAGUUCAGUGCCAAUCAUUUCACUCCAGUCUUUUGGCCCUCCCUCCCUCCUGUUUUCUUUUUUUGGAAAAAAAGUAAGCUGUAUUUGUGCCUUUGGAUUAGCAUGCCACUCUGCUUUAUUAAAGGAAAGAAAAAAACACCUGCAACUUGUCUCCCCAUCUUGUUUAAAAUACCCGCACCCUCCCCCGAGACUUCUCAGUCUUGCUCAGACGUGACAGGGAAUGAUAUCGAACCUCACUGGUGUUCAGACGAAACGCUCGUUUUCCAUUUCCUCCCGCUCUGCCGCGUGCCCUCACUGAAAACACACAUUCCCCCAGACCAAACUCGCGCACACAGUAUCCUCCCGGGAAACACGGCACCUUUUUCCGUCGCCACUUGUAAGGCGCAGAUGUCAUGUAGAAAUGCGGUCGGAUCUGCUCUCCUUUCCUGGGUGAGAGAUCUUUUCGUGAAGACCCCACCCAACCCCUCAAUCUAUAUGUGAGUGAGCACGCUUGCUGCGAUUGAGGGCUACAUCCCUUUUUGCGGCAGAAAUGCCGCCUGGAGCCUGGGGGAAGGGGUGGGGGGGAGCGUACCUACAUCCGUGCAUUUUUAGGAGCAUCUACACGUGCCGGGUUGAAUCUUGAAUUCGUCGAUCCGGAGCACUGGGAAGAGAGAGAUGGCUGCCUCUCUUCCCCACCUGCAUUGAGAGGUGAAGUCACCACUCGUUCUCCCUCUGGAAAUGGCGAGGCAUCGAAUCAUCGGAGGAACCGGAACUGGGCGCCCGGAGAUGGUGGAAAGCUCAUCCCGGUCACCCGUCACCGGAGGAAGUUCCCCAAAGGCCCCGGUCGCUCCCGAGGACGGGCACGGCCGCUUCUCGAGGGGAGCCCCUCGUGUCCCGGCUUCUUCUGACGUGAAAACCCACCCUACUGCUCACGGGCACGUGAGGGUGGCCCCGUGCGCUCCUCCUUGCCCGCUGCAAGACGCCAAGGACCAGCAUUUUGGAAGCACGGGUCGGCGUUGGCAUCCGCGGGCUGCUCUGCCCUCCUUCCCCAUCCAACCACAGUCAAAGGGGCCGAAAUGCUCCCUGGCCUGGCCGCUGUUCCUUUCUGAAAGAAGUUGGCAAGUGGAAGAAUCCAAGGUUUUAUUUUAACUCGGCCCAUCGCACGGACCCCUCUGUUCCUCCGGCGAGUUUUCCAGCGCCUACGGUAUCCAUCUCGUUCAGCGUUUCUUCUUGCGGAAUGACGGACACGUGACUUGAGAAGGGUUCGUGGGGUCUGUUGUCGUCUUUUGCAUCGGUGUUUCUCAAAGCGCCUGUUUCGGUUGCCCCCUCCGUCACCGGUGAGACGAUCGUAUCCCUCAUCUUUGGACAAAGAUACCCGCAACUACGAUUGCGGUACGCUACCGGCCGAUUGGAUGAAAAAAGGAAUCAGCAAGGAAACAGCCACCGGGCAAACACUCACCGGACAUUCGGGCUUCUCUGCCGUCCGCCCAGUCCGGGAGAUGAGGGAAACGCGACCAGAUUGUUUACGGUAGAGAGAGGGAUGUUGAUGUUUUUUUCUUGAAUAAGUAAAGAGAGACAUGGAGACUCCAAAGCUCAGGUUUGGGGUUCCCGGUCGGAGAGGGAAUGAUAUGCAAAUGGAUCCAUCCCGGUUCUCCCAGAAGCUCAGGUGGGACCGGCAAGGGGGCGGCACGACCUGAAUCGGCCCGAGAGCGCAGAGGGCUCCCAGAAGUAGAGAAGAAGGCCAGAGAGACGCCUCUCUGCCCUCAGGAGAUGAGUGGAUCCUGGAGGGGGAGAGAAGCCAACGCUGGUGUGAGCGGAUCUAUCCGGCGGUCCAGCGCUGGUAUUUACUGAGCGCUUAACCAUGUGCGGUGCACUGGACCAAUCGCUCGGGUGAGUACGGUACGACAGAGCUGCCCACAAGGAGCUUACAGCCUAGUAGCUCCCAUCGUGCCGUGGAAGGGGAGGCGGGCAUCUCGGCGCCCACAGGCGUAGACGUGGACAAGGGCGAGUGGUCCGAUCGGCUGGACGUCUGAUAUUAUUCGGUCGAUAGGUCGCUUGAGAGAGCAUCACCCGAAAGAGCAAAAAAGGAUCGUGGGAGAGACGGCACCGAACUUUGGUUGCAGCCUCGCGCGUCUGGUUCUUCGUGGCGUAGAGUUUGUUGUUAAAACCGUGCCGAGACCCCGGUAGCUCAGAAGGAAGAGUCCGAGGAGCAUUGGUAUGAUAAUAAUAAUUGUGGUAUUUGUUGAGCGCUCACUAUGUGCCGGGCACUGUACUAAGCGCUGGGGUGGAUGCAAGCAAAUCAGGUUGGACACGGUCCAAAUCGGGUUGGUGUGUGCUUUCUGUGCGUCUGGUAUCUUUUAUGUUUAGUCGCACGUCUCUUCAGAGUCCCUAUCCCACCCACGUUGUAGAUUCUUAAGUUAGAACCAGUGAUUAGAUUUUUCUUUUAAAUGUUUUGAAAGGUUAUGUCCCCGUGAAAUGCUGUACAUAUAUAUCUCAACUGUAAAAAUUAUACUGCCGAUGUUCAAGUUUUGUAUUUAAGAAAGACACUGAAAGUAUGGCUUACGGUAUAUCCAAACUAUUUGUCACUCUUCAUCAUUUGUAUAUUAAUAGUAAAGAUACUUUUACUUUAA